Messenger RNA from Esox lucius (northern pike), 1798 nucleotides. RefSeq names its product small nuclear ribonucleoprotein 70 (U1) (gene snrnp70). Gene Ontology annotation, cellular component: U1 snRNP; precatalytic spliceosome; U2-type prespliceosome. NCBI's taxonomy places the organism in Eukaryota, Metazoa, Chordata, Actinopteri, Esociformes, Esocidae. The transcript has 10 exons. The record is from RefSeq and is a predicted model, not a curated record. Gene Ontology annotation, molecular function: U1 snRNA binding; mRNA binding. Bases 191 to 1699 code for a protein of 502 amino acids. Gene Ontology annotation, biological process: mRNA splicing, via spliceosome.
UUUCAGGACGAUUAUUUUUUUCUUUCAGACAAGAAGCUAGCUUGUUACCCAACCACGCCGGAGCGAGUAUCGCUGCAAGUGUGCUAAUCUGAAGGAGAACUUUUUAAAUAAACGAGGGCACAUUCAAAUUCUACGUUGCCUGCUUCGGGCUCACGGAGUUGAAAAAUAAUUGAAUGAAUUGAGGUGAAAGAUGACCCAGUUUUUACCACCCAAUCUCCUGGCCUUGUUUGCGCCAAGGGACCCCAUACCAUUUCUGCCACAGUUGGAAAAGCUGCCCCAUGAGAAACAUCACAACCAGCCAUACUGUGGCAUUGCUCCAUUCAUCAGGCACUUUGAGGACCCCAGAGAUGCCCCUCCACCUACUAGGGCAGAGACGCGUGAUGAAAGGUUGGAGAGAAAGAGGAGAGAGAAGAUCGAGAGGAGGCAAACUGUAGUGGAGACAGAACUGAAGCUCUGGGAUCCGCACAAUGAUCCUAAUGCUCAAGGGGAUGCCUUUAAGACCCUCUUUGUAGCCCGUGUGAACUACGACACGACGGAAUCCAAGCUUCGCCGUGAGUUUGAGGUGUAUGGACCCAUCAAACGGAUCUACAUUGUCUACAAUAAGCGAUCGGGGAAACCUAGAGGCUACGCCUUCAUCGAGUACGAACACGAGAGGGACAUGCACUCCGCCUACAAGCAUGCAGAUGGGAAGAAGAUUGAUGGGAGGAGAGUGCUGGUUGACGUGGAGCGAGGCCGCACUGUGAAGGGAUGGCACCCCCGGAGGCUAGGCGGUGGUCUUGGUGGGACGCGGAGAGGCGGGGCUGAUGUCAACAUCAAACACUCCGGGAGAGAUGACGCCUCACGUUAUGACGACCAUGCCCCAAUUGGAGGGGAUCGAGAGCGUGACCGUGGACCAGAGCCUCGAGGGGAGCGCAGAGAGCGCAGCCGUGAGCGUGGCGGGGAGAAAGAACGAGGUGGCGAAAGGCGUAGGUCGCGCUCCCGAGAACGACGCAGGCGCGGUUCCCGUUCCAGGGACAGGGAAAGGGGCGACAGGAGCUUGGGAGCAGCGGCCCCUGGGGAGGAGGCCAUAGGGGGUGGGAGGCGGCGUGACAGAGAGAGGGAACGGGGGGGAGGAGGGCCAGACAGUCGCAGCAGGGAGCGGAGCCGAGACCGGGGUGAACGGAAGAGGAGGAGCCGCAGCCGUGAGCGUAAGAGAGACCGCGAGAGGGGCAAAGGUGGGGAAGGGGAUGACAGCAUGGGCGCAGGCGAUGGAACGCUCGGAGAGGGAGGAGAGCGGAUGCCCGAGGAGCCUAGUGGCGGUGAGGAAGGGGGAGAGCUGGGGGAGGAGCGUGGCGGGAGGGAGCGGGACCGAGACAGGGAGAGGGAUCGCGACCGCAGACGCAGCCACCGGGACAAGGACCGGGAUCGUGACAGGGAGAGGCGCAGGGGGGACAGGGAAAAAGACAGGGAGCACAAGCGAGACCGUGGUGACAGGGAACGGGGAGGUGGGGACCGUCGGGAGGACCGUCAUGGCCCUCUCCUGCCCCCCUCAGCCGAGCAGGAUGACACAGGGAAUGGGGAGGAGGGUGAAGCGCAGCCCCAGCCUGAAGAGAACAGCCAGGAUGGGAUGAUGAUGGAUCAGGAGUCGGUGCAGUCAGGAGAGGGCUACGUCUCCAACGAGAAUGGUUACAAGAUGGAACCCCAGGCCGAAGAGUACUGAAAGUGGCUUUGCUAAAAGGACAUGCUGUUUUUUUGUUGUUGUUGUUGUUAACCUGUCAUAAAUCAGGCAAUAAAAUGUCAUUUUUCGCCCAAAACUAUA